AGAACAUCGAUUAAAAAUGUGUUGUUUUUCAGUGUUUUGUCUCAUUUUGGCCUGCAAGGAUCACGUUGGAGGUGAAACUUAUUCGUCAGCAGAAGGAUGAAUCCUGAGAAACCUGCAGUUAAACUCCACGUGAUGCUCAGAGCUCUGGAAACAGUUUCCUCCAGAUAUUCUUUUCACUCCAGCUCUGGGCUUUCCUUAUAACUACCGAAUUUGUCAAAGGAUGCUAAGAAUUUUGUCUGGGAGACAUAAAGACGAGUCUGAGUGCUGUGUCAUCCCUCCACUGCUGUUAGAGGGGGUUUGUCCUUCUGCAUGGCUUCAAUGAGCCCAUUGUUAACAUGUAGAUGUGUGUGUGUGUGUGAGAGAGAGAGAGCUUUUCACAGCACUUUAUCUUGUAGAUGCUCAUCAACACACUCAUCACCAUGGCAACCCCCAAGCAAAAGCAUGCCUCUCCUCUCUCUCUGUUUUAUCUUGUAAGUAAUUUUACCUUUUUCCAUCUAUAUCCGUGAUGCAGGCGAGGUGGCACACUAAGAUUUUUCCACAACAGAAUUUUUAAUUUUUUUUAUUUUUAUUUUUUUCUGGGGGUUGGAGCAGAAGCCUUUGGAACCGCGUGAGGGGUCCUCUUUGUCUCUUUUCAGGAGGUUUGCUCUCUAUUUAGUCCGGUUAAUUUAAAAAUGUAAAGAAGGAUUUUUACACACAAACAAAACAUUUUGGCAAUUUUAUUCCAAUUUAAAAGCUACCAUCUUUAAGGAAAAAGCAUCCCAAGACAAAACAUGCAGCAUCCAGCCAUCUGUCCAGCCUGCGGUCAAGAAUGUGAAACCCCCCUGAUUCUGCCGUGCUCUCACAGCAUGUGCAGCCGGUGUGUGGCAGCCGGAGGACCGAUGGCACCGCCGCUCUCUGUCUGUUCCCUCCUGUGUCCCUGCUGUGGACGCCACGUGGAGCUGCCGUGCUGGAGCUGGGGAGCUGCCACUUCCUGUCUUCCUAAACAUCCUUCCAUGGAAUCUGAACGUGUCAGCAGACAGACGAGUUUCUGGGAUGACUCACCUGAGGAUCGCCCUCACCAUGCAAGGGAGGGUGCAGCCCACGCCUGCUCAGAUUGUGCUGCCACUUCCGCAGAGACGCCACUAGAUGGUGCUGCAGAGCUGCAGGAGGAGGAGAUGGAGCGGUCCGUCUUUGGCCUGUUUUUCUCUCUGGACCCUUCCUCUGUGCCUCCAUCCCUCCACCUGUCCAGCUCCCGCCUCUCUGUGAGUCGCCGUGGAGACAGUCCUCCGCCGCAGGGCUGCACUCGCUUCGCCCAGGUGUGCUCUGAUGUUGUGAUCGCACGCGGACAGUACUACUGGGAGGUGGACGUGUGCAACAGCUCCAUCUACAGGCUUGGGGUCUCCUCAUUGGACGGUUGCAGCGGCUGGUGGCUGCAGAGGAACGGCGUGUCUUUCUCUGCGGUGUAUGAUGGAUACAAUGAGCCCGUUUACUCUGUGCCACCAGGGAUCAAAACCAUAGGAGUCUUCCUCAACCUGGGAGGGGGAGCCCUCAGCUUCCACAACCCCCUGACCCAGGAGCAUCUCGCCACGCUGCCCACUCGUUUCCAGCCUGCUGGAGUCCGGCCAGCGCUGGGCCUCGGGGAGGGCAGGCUAAAGGUGCGCUGCGGACUUUCGCCUCCCCCUCACGUGUUUCUAUGUAAGGACUCGGCCUACAGGGCAUCCUCUGGGCCCAGCAGAGGUUGGUGGUGCAAAGAUGUCCCCUUCUUGCUGGUGAAGAGAGCAGUUCAAAAGUUUGAGACUCUUGCCCUGCUCGACUCCAGCUCGAUUCCCCGUUUGGAAGUGGGGCGACGGACAAAAAGGAAAGUAAAAGUGAAUGAGAAGAGCUCGUAAAAGUUCCUUUCUAAUGGAACACGCCCACAGCUCCAAGCAGUUUGAUCUUCCACUGUCAUUUAAAGGCUAAUUUUUCAUCUUGAAAGACUAUUUCCACUCUCAGCUUGAACCCGGACCUGCAAUUGACCCUCUCCCCAAGAGGCAGCUCCUCCUCAGAGCAGAAGGACCCCCACUGCUCUGGGCUUAAGCCUGAUCGGUGUGGGCUUUUGGCAGUGGGUCUUCACUGUGUGACAGUUGUUGGACAGUAGGGGGUCUGCACUGUAGAAAAACAGAUUUCUGCAUGCGGAUGUGACCACAGGCUCCUCCCCCCUGUAUGGGUAAACGCCCCGGCCCGGGUGCAGCAACGCCGGCGCUGUUGACACAGGAGGAACAGGUGGCAGCGCACAACUAUCCCGCGGCCUUUCUUCGAUACUACAGUUGCGCCGGCCUUUCUGACCCCUGGGAAACCGCGGGGCUCUCGGGGACUUCAAACGGGUGGGAGAACAGAGGGAGAAAGGGAAAACAGCAUGCCCGACAGCGGGUGAUGAAUGGGAAAAAAAUGAAUAGAGGGAUUCCUCCCAGCUUUCAUGCCAAGAAGCUGCUCUGGCUCAAAACUGAGUUCACUUUAAGUCUCAUUGAAAAGCCUGAAAAGAAGGAAAACACAGUAAAUCAGAUGAUUAGAAGAUCAUUUUGAUGGCGCUUAGAAGAAAUGCAAGGUUAAUACCAAUAACUGGGACGGAGGCACCAGGGAAAAAUGUGUAACCGGAAUGAAAGCCUCGGCGACUGAUCAGGGGAGCCAAAAGAGCGGCGGGGACAUGACCAGACUUGAUCUUAAGCACUUUAUGAGAGUGAAAGCUGUUGACUCGAGGACUUCUGACGCCUUUGUUUCCCCGCAGAGAUGUUUGAACAUGGCAACAGAACGGGACGUUGGAGUUUAUUUAACCUCCUUUGAGCACACGUGACCCCGAGAUCUAUCAGUCUGGAGACAACAGAAAACUUUAGAAGAAAAAGGCCACAAACUGAGGAAAAAUAACAAGUGUGAGAAAAAUAAAACAAAAUCGGUCUGUUUUGUAUUACAAGCUGUUCUGUGUUGUCUCUAUUGGGGCUGCCACAAAUGAUUACUGCGCAUGUGUGUUAAAGACAAUGGCAGACAAAGGUAUUCGAAACCGUGCACUUUUGAGAUUGAAAAAAUCAGAGAAUAAACAACUAAAAUAGUUGUAGACGACAUAGUCGUGACUAAUCAACUAAUCGUGACAGCCCUAGUUUCUACUAAGAUGUGUAAACUGGUGUAGAAUGAAGUUAUAAUUGUUCAAGGAUCAACGUUGUGGUUCAUCCUAUAAUACAUUUGAAUAAAAAA
Oryzias melastigma (Indian medaka) is the source of this 3204-nucleotide messenger RNA. RefSeq names its product RING finger protein 39. The coding region runs from base 771 to 1868 and encodes 365 amino acids. Lineage: Eukaryota; Metazoa; Chordata; Actinopteri; Beloniformes; Adrianichthyidae. The record is from RefSeq and is a predicted model, not a curated record. Gene Ontology annotation, molecular function: protein binding. The transcript is spliced from 5 exons.